This is a messenger RNA of Canis lupus familiaris (dog), 1326 nucleotides long. It is a transcript of the gene ANAPC15, whose product is annotated as anaphase promoting complex subunit 15. Bases 590 to 1042 code for a protein of 150 amino acids. Gene Ontology annotation, biological process: regulation of mitotic cell cycle spindle assembly checkpoint. Lineage: Eukaryota; Metazoa; Chordata; Mammalia; Carnivora; Canidae. The record is from RefSeq and is a predicted model, not a curated record. Gene Ontology annotation, cellular component: anaphase-promoting complex. The transcript is spliced from 5 exons.
GCGGCCUCUGUCUCCUUGCCCCUUCUCGUCUCCCUCUCCCGGAGGACCCCCGCGGUCCUGACCCGGCUUCUCAGGGGCUCCACGUUCCGACUCCUUUCCACAUUAAAGAGCUCCAGUUCAUUGGCCGCUUCCUCGAGGCUAAGCCCCACCCAGUCGCCCGAGAUCCGUCCCUCAUUGGUGUCCGUUUCUGUCACCCACCAUUCCUCCCAGUUAAUUGGCCCCAUUCAGGCCCCGCUCCUUUCGCGAUUAGCAGCCCUAUAAGGGUAAAUGCCUGCUCGAAUCCCGCCCCUGCAUUCUUCGUGUUGGUCCACCCCGCGGUCAUUAUCAUAAUGAGCAAAGAGUGGGCGGGGGCUUUGCGGCGAGGGGGGGGGCUUUCGGAGCCUCGGGCUCUGGCCUCUCCUACGACCGGCCGGGAGUGAGGAUGGCUAGUUGUGCUGCUGACACGGCCCGGGAAGCUGAGGUUCACGGAAGGGCAGCGGCGGGCCCGGGAUCGGCUAAAUGAGUUUAGGGCAAAAGCAGAAGUAGACGUCGGUCUAUUUCUCCUGCUCAUCUCCUCUAGUGCCUGGCCUCGAUUUCUUCCCCGCGGAAUAUGAUGCCCCAGCUCACUUGUGACCUAGAGCCAGUCGUUGCCUGUCGCAGGGCCUCAAUUUUCCUUCUAGGAGCCAUGUCCACCUUGUUUCCCUCACUCUUCCCCCGUGUGACUGAGACAUUGUGGUUUAAUCUGGAUCGACCCUGUGUGGAGGAGACAGAGCUGCAGCAGCAAGAACAACAGCAUCAGGCCUGGCUCCAGAGUAUUGCAGAGAAAGACAACAACCUGGUACCUAUUGGCAAGCCGGCCUCAGAGCACUAUGAUGAUGAAGAAGAAGAGGAUGAAGAUGACGACGAGGAUAGUGAAGAGGACUCAGAGGAUGAUGAGGAUAUGCAGGACAUGGAUGAGAUGAAUGACUACAAUGAGUCACCAGAUGAUGGAGAGGUCAAUGAGCCUUCUCUCCAGGUGGACAUGGAAGGCAACGAACAGGAUCAGGACCAGUGGAUGAUCUAGGUAGACAAGGCAGGGUGGCCUCAGGUAAAUUCCAGGCCAGCCCAACUUACCCUGCAUCCUCUGCAGAACCAGCUGAUUGCCCCAGUGCCUGAAAGCUCACCCUUGGGUAUCUCUUCAGCUGCUGCCAGGAACUGGUCUCCUUGGCUCCUCCCAGGCCAUCAGUUUGCCCGUGAUUCCCCAGGGCCUGAGCCCAACCCACCUUUCUGCCUAGUACCUCACCCUUUGGUUGCCAGGUAUAAUCUCUUUCUAACUCUCUUGAAUAAAGACACAGGACUGAUUUUUUC